GUUGCGUUUCGUUUUCGAGUAUUACGGUUAAAAAGGUGUUCCGUUUCGAGAACGCUUUACGUCGCGUCUAUUGGUCCGCUUUUGUCACAUGACGACAAAUGAACGGAAGUGGAGGAUACGGUCGCUGAAGGAAGAGGAUCAGCCGUUGCCAUCAGGAUGCAGAGCACCACCAACUACCUGUGGCUGAUCUCUGAUCUGCUGGGUCAGGGAGCCACCGCCAAUGUUUACAGAGGGCGACACAAGAAAACUGGAGACCUCUACGCUGUCAAGGUCUUCAACAACCUCAGCUUCCUGCGUCCACUGGACGUCCAGAUGAGAGAGUUUGAGGUUCUGAAGAAGCUCAACCACAAAAACAUCGUCAAGCUGUUCGCCGUGGAGGAAGAGUCCAACACACGCCACAAAGUACUGGUGAUGGAGUACUGUCCCUGUGGGAGUCUCUACACUGUCUUAGAGGAGUCCACCAACGCUUAUGGACUCCCCGAGGACGAGUUCCUCAUCGUUCUACAUGACGUGGUGGCGGGUAUGAACCACUUGAGGGAGUACGGAAUCGUCCACCGAGACAUCAAGCCAGGAAACAUCAUGAGGGUGAUUGGGGAAGACGGACGCUCCGUCUACAAACUGACAGACUUUGGAGCAGCCAGGGAGCUGGAGGACGACGAGCAGUUUGUGUCUCUGUACGGGACAGAAGAAUAUCUGCAUCCUGACAUGUACGAGCGAGCAGUGCUGAGGAAGGACCACCAGAAGAAGUACGGCGCCACCGUGGACCUGUGGAGUAUCGGCGUCACCUUCUAUCACGCCGCCACCGGCAGCCUCCCCUUCAGACCCUUUGAGGGACCGCGACGGAACAAGGAAGUGAUGUAUAAAAUCAUCACAGAAAAACCGUCCGGAACCAUCUCAGGUCACCAGAAAUGUGAAAACGGUAAAAUCGAGUGGAGCACAGAGAUGCCGGUGUCCUGCAGUCUGUCCAAGGGGCUCCAGAGUCUCCUGACCCCUGUGCUCGCCAACAUCCUGGAGGCAGAUCAGGAGAAAUGCUGGGGCUUCGACCAGUUCUUCGCCGAGACCAAUGACAUCCUGCACCGGGCGGUGGUUUAUGUCUUCAGCCUGCAGCAGGCGACGCUGCACCACGUCUACAUCCACGAGUACAACACGGCAGCGCUGUUCCAGGAGCUGUUGGCUCGCAGGACGAGUAUUCCUCUUCACAACCAGGAGCUGCUCUACGAGGGUCGUCGCCUUGUCCUGGACCCCAACCGCCAGGCCAAGUCCUUCCCUAAGACAUCCAGAGACAAUCCCAUCAUGCUCGUCAGCCGAGAGUCGGUCGCUAUGGUUGGACUUAUCUUUGAAGACCCCAGUCCACCCAAAGUUCAGCCCCGAUACGACCUUGACUUGGACGCCAGCUACGCAAAGACUUUUGCCGGUGACGUCGGACACUUGUGGAAAACUUCAGAGUCUCUCCUGGUCUAUCAGGAGCUGGUGAGGAAAGGAGUCAGAGGUUUAAUAGAGCUGAUGAAGGAGGACUACAGUGAGAUCCAGCAUAAGAAGACAGAGGUGUUCCAUCUGUGUAACUACUGCACACAGAUACUGGAGAAGAUGGAUCAGCUGUUUGAGAUACUGAUGCAGGCCAACGUGCUAGUGAGCGAAUAUGACGAGAUCUCAGACAUGCACAAGAAAAUCAUCAGAAUCUCCAGCUCCAUGGACCCGAUCGAACAAACGACGCAAGACAUUAAGAGCAAAUUCCUUCCUGGCGGUCCGCUGACCGACACAUGGACGCAGCAAGUGGGGACGCACCCAAAAGACAGGAAUGUGGAGAAAAUCAAAGUUCUCCUUGACGCCAUCACGGCCAUCUACCAGCAGUUUAAGAAGGACAAGGCAGAGAGACGUCUUCCAUACAACGAGGAGCAGAUCCAUAAGUUUGACAAACAGAAGCUGGUCCUUCAUGCCAGUAAAGCUCGGUCUCUCUUCACCGAAGAGUGUGCCAUGAAGUAUCGUCUCUUCAUCUCCAAGAGCGAGGAGUGGAUGAGAAAGGUUCAUUUAGUGAAGAAGCAGCUGCUGGGGCUGACUGGUCAGCUGAUGAGCAUCGAGAAGGAGGUGACCAUGCUGAUGGAGAGAGCCGUGAAGCUUCAGGAGCAGCUUCCUCAGAAAGUGCUCCCUCUAGUGUCCAGUGGGAUGAAACCUCAGGCUUAUCUGAGCCAGAACACGCUGGUGGAGAUGACGCUUGGGAUGAAGAAGCUGAAGGAGGAGAUGGAGGGCGUGGUCAAAGAGCUUGCGGAGAACAACCACUUCUUAGAAAGAUUCGGGACGCUGACGUUGGACGGGGGACUGCGGGGCUGAGGAGUCUGCACACGUUCUCUCUCUCUGUAAAACUUGUAAAUAACGUGGGCCAGUUGUCUCGGUGUGAACGAACCCUCCUGCUGACGUGUGAGCUGUGAAAACAUCCACGACGUUCAGACCUGACCGCGUGUGAAAGGCUGUGCUCGUACCACAGGAACUCUUAGUCCGAGGAACUAUAAAUUAUCAGGAGACCCCGAAACUGGAGCAAUAACACAAACAUGGUAAACGCGGAGGAGGUCGUUAGGCUGCUGAUGAUUGCGACUUUUUUUUUUCUUCUUCUAAGGCUUAAAAUCAGGCAAGACCUAAAACAAGACAAACCCGAGUGGAAGCUCAUAAAAAGGUACAUAUUACCCGACCGUAUGACUUCCCGGAGUCCUUGUACCAGGAACUCGGGCCUGUAUUCACAGCAUGUCUUAGCUGCGUGCGCUUGAGCAAUGAACCAAAUGUCCACUGCAGGUUCAGAUGCUGUAAUCUCUUCAUUGGCUGCUCUGACACUGAUCCUGUAUCAGUUGGUGUCAAAGAUUAUGAAGAGCUACUGAAAUAGCCCACAGUUCCUGUUGGGAUGUAAAGAUAAACUCAACUCACAAUGCGAUAUGAUUCACGUUUUUAUCACAAUUUAUUUUAAAACAAAAUGACCUGCGGACAAAUUAAAAACAGUGAUCCUUUAUUUGUAAAAACUAUGCAAAAUACCAUUACCAUCGGCAAUAGUCUUGUGUAUCUCAAUCUUAAAUAACAGAAUAUUAAAAAAAAAAAACGAUCUCUUAUUUCAAGUCUAACUGUUCUGGUCAAACUGUAUAAUAUUUUGUAUAUAUAUAUACAAAAUAUUUUUAAAAACAAGAGAUUAUAAAAAACAUUUACUGUAAGGAGUUCCUCACUUCACAGAAUCACAGUUUCUGGGGAAGAAGCUCGUCCCACGUUCUGUUCGAACACCUGAAUGUCACUUAGGCUAGGUACGGACCUGACAUGUUGGUUUAAAACCAGGUCACAACCAACGUUUUAGGAACAUACCGCCACCUGCUGGACUAGCGUGUGUAGUCUCAUUUGUAGUAGUGUGUAGUCUCAGACUUUUUGCGAUAAUGCAGUCUACUCCUUACGACUUGAUGCACAAUUCAUUUUUUAUUUGAACCAAUGCGAAUUGUCACCGAUCUUUCUUUUCGAUUGUUACAGAUUCACGAUGCAUUGUGACAUCCUUAGUUCCUGAUAAUAGUUCCAGCCAAUAUUAAGACGCACAUAUUAACUGUCAACCUGCUGCUUAAUACACGUUUACCACCAUCAUUACCGUGUAUUAUUUAUGAUCAAGUACGAAUAAUUAUUUUAUUCUCAACAACUGUAAAUUGAGACCUAAAGUAGUAAGUAUUUAUUAGUAACUAGUACAUGACAUUAACAUGUUAUUAAGCAGCAAUAAAUAGUUAAUAAAGCAUCUGGAUGUUCAGAAUAAGUAAAAAAAAAA
This is a messenger RNA of Cynoglossus semilaevis (tongue sole), 3778 nucleotides long. It is a transcript of the gene tbk1, whose product is annotated as TANK-binding kinase 1. The coding region runs from base 157 to 2328 and encodes 723 amino acids. NCBI's taxonomy places the organism in Eukaryota, Metazoa, Chordata, Actinopteri, Pleuronectiformes, Cynoglossidae. Gene Ontology annotation, biological process: peptidyl-serine phosphorylation. Gene Ontology annotation, molecular function: protein binding; ATP binding; protein serine/threonine kinase activity. The transcript has 21 exons. Gene Ontology annotation, cellular component: cytoplasm. The record is from RefSeq and is a predicted model, not a curated record.